UCUCUGCGAGCAUCAGGUAGCUCCAUAUACGGAUUGGAGAGGCACUUUACAGCCCCUCUGGCACUGGAUCUCGCUAGGGCGCACAGAGGGGCAGUGCCAUGCACACUCCAUACAAUGCGCUGCUCCUGAACGGAGAGAACCAGUCUUUGGUUUUCAGUGCCACUACUGACCUAAUGAUGGGAACGUCUGGAAACAGCACCGGCCACCUCAACGGGUCAGAUCCGUUUGCAAGGAAUGAGGAGGUGGCUCAAAUCGAGAUAAUGGUUCUGAGCAUCACAUUUGUGGUUGCUGUGAUCGGAAAUGUAAGCGUCUUGUUGGCCAUGUACAACACAAAGAAGAAGAUGUCGCGGAUGCACCUUUUCAUCAAACACCUCAGCUUGGCUGAUCUGGUGGUCGCCUUCUUCCAGGUGCUGCCCCAGCUGUGUUGGAAAAUCACCUUCCGCUUCUACGGCCCAGACUUUCUGUGUAGGAUUGUGAAGCACCUCCAGGUGAUGGGAAUGUUCGCGUCCACCUACAUGAUGGUGAUGAUGACCCUGGAUCGUUACAUUGCCAUCUGCCACCCUCUGAAAACCCUACAGCAGUCCACCCAGCGCUCGUACAUCAUGAUCAUCUCCACGUGGAUUUGCAGCCUGGUGCUCAGCUGUCCACAGUACUUCAUUUUCUCCCUGAGCGAGAUCCAGAACGGCUCGCGCGUCUACGACUGCUGGGCACACUUUAUCCAGCCCUGGGGUACUCGGGCGUACAUCACCUGGAUAACCCUGGGCAUCUUCCUCGUGCCCGUGGUCAUUCUCAUGAUGUGCUACGGGUUCAUCUGCCACAGUAUUUGGAAAAAUAUUAAAUACAAGAAAAGAAAAACGAUGGCUGGCGCUGCAAGCAGGAACGGGCUGAUUGGAAAGAACUCAGUGAGCAGCGUUACAACUAUCUCAAGAGCCAAACUGAGAACCGUUAAAAUGACGUUUGUAAUAGUUUUGGCUUACAUUGUUUGCUGGGCACCGUUUUUCACAGUGCAGAUGUGGUCUGUGUGGGAUGAAAACUUCCAGUGGGAUGAUUCUGAGAACACAGCAGUGUCUCUGUCUGCACUCCUUGCCAGCCUCAACAGCUGCUGUAACCCAUGGAUAUACAUGAUCUUCAGCGGCCACCUCCUCCAGGAUUUCGUGCAAUGCUUCUCCUGUUGCCGCAAAAUCAACACCGACUUCAAGAAAGAGGAUUCAGACAGCAGCCUCCGCAGAACGACUUUGCUGACUAAGAUGACCAAUCGGAGCCCUACAGGUAGUGCUGGCUACUGGAGAGAGCUGGAUAAUUCUUCCAAGACCUCCAUUCAAGCAGAGUAAACACAUAUUUGGCAGUGGCACCAAGUGGCACAAGUGACAUGAAAAUUCUAUUUUUUUUUUUUUUUUAAAUCAAGCUUUUUGGCAUGGAAAUCAUGCAAAAUAGGGAUGUGAAGUUUACAAAUGCAGAAAAUAUGGACACAUUGCAUGUGCACAGGAAGUGUGCAAACAUGUUAUUUUAUUGUAUUUUUUAAAUAACCUCAGCAGAAACGUUAGAAAAACAAUGAGAAAAACAUGAGUGCAGGCUUGAAGUUAUUACAUUGUUCUCUUGAAUGUAAUCAUAAAUCGUCAAUAUUCAAUAUUUUGUAGAUUCCAACAUGAGUUCUUCUGAGUGCUUUUUUUUUUUUUUUUGUAGCUAAAACCUUUUCCUGGAAUCCCGAUGCUUUCAAAGGUGGCUGUGCCUCCCCGCAGUGCUUUCCUGUUAGAGUGUUUACAAAGAUAAAACCCAUGUAGCAGCCAAGACGUGUGUAGUGAUGGUGAAAACGACUCUUCCAGACCACUCGUCUCCAAGUAACCAAGGAAAUCACCUCUUCCUUUGUGUUUAGUUUUUGCCUUUUUGUGGCUUUUCGAAGAAUCGCAUUUUAGUGGCGUAUAAAUCUAAUUCAGACCUUUCCUUUGACCCGAGGGAAAAAAGUAAAAUAACAAAAAAAGGGAAAGAAGCAUGUGGAGUUACAUUUAUCAACCAGAUUUUUGUGGUUAUGUGCACUUUUAUGAUUUAUUCAGAGGACCGUGCACAAGACGGUCCGAAAUUUGAAGGCUUUUAUUAUUGCUCAGCAGUGGUAAAUGGGAUCCCCUUCAAAAUGCAUAAAAACAUGCACUCACAGAUGGAGGGCAGGGGGCUUUGAUGAAGUGAGACCGACCACUGCUGGAUAAGUCAGCCCACCUUCUCACGCACACUGUUUCCAUGUCUUUCGUAAAAUCUUGGGAAGAAGCUCACGCAUUCCACACACAACACGUCAGCACGCUUUCUGAUUUUCCUCGGACAUCCUGCAGCAUUGGGGGCUCUGUGACUUGGCUUCAUUUGCACUUGGGAUGAACAAUUUCCUGAAAAUCAGUGCAAUGUGCGACACUAUAAUGGUUGUCAGACUAAAGUGAUUAUUCCCCUCCAACCCCCCAAAAAAGCUAUAUUGAAUCAAGAUUGCACAUAGAUGUCACGUAUAUAUGCGUUCACUGUGUACCAGCGUAUGUACAUAUUAAUUCAAGUGCUGCAUAUUUGUACAUAAAAAGCACUUAAAUGUCUGUAAAUAGAAGUAAUAUAUAUAAAUCUAUUGGGCAUCAGCUGUUUGUCUGUAACGGCUUGUGCAAAUGUUUAAAAAAGUAUCUUAACAUCUUAAGUUGAGAUAUACAUGCUGAUGUGCUGAAUAUUACAUUGUCUUUGUUUCUGUUUUCACUACAUGGAACAUUUCACAGUUUGUGCUUCAUGAAGUUGGUGCACAAGAACAGAAAUUUAUGUGUGUUAUUUCUGCAGAAAAUGGAGCGUUUUGUGAGGUCACGUCUCUUGCCAAUCUAAGCACUUGAAGCCUGCCAAGCUCUGGGAUUAUGCAACAGUAUGACCUUUCAAUUGAAAACGUGUGAAUGGGAAAUUCCGCUAAUGAGUGACCUUUUGUCAACAUGUUGUCCACCCCCAUGCUGAUGGAUAAUGUAUGUCCCAAUAGAAUGAAUAGUACCUUGUAAUAAAGUAAUAAAUCAUUACAUCAAAAGGUCAUUUUACCCAUUUAACUGAGCAAAGAUAUUUCCAUAUUUAUUUGCCGUGUGAUGAGGUUUUGAGAUGUAUCCAUCUGUAGGAUUUCUUUAGUAGAAGCGAACAAAAUGUUUCCUGUGGACCUCACUAUGGCUGUGUGCCGCGCUGAAUUUUGGUUUAAAGUAGUGACUUUAUGGAGACUUUGCCCCGAGUUUGCCGACUAUUGGUAACUCCAGAUGAUUAGAAAGAGAUAUAGUUGUUAAAACUUUUUAAUAGAUUUGAUUAUCAAACAACAAAUGUUUUCAUGUCUUCAGCCCAUCCGUCAAAACUCUACAAAUCUCAGAGGCAGAUAAAUCAAAGUCAAGACACAUAAAACCAAUAAAAAUAUAAAAUGGCUCGUUAGCUGUAGGUGAGAAAAUAUGUUUUGUUAUUUUAAGCUGACCCUUUAGUCAUCCAUUAGAUUUCAUCAGGAAUGUAAUUUCAUUAUAAUAAUGACAAAACUGCCUGAUUGCACAAGACAACAUAUUAUUACAUUAUUCUGUUUCAUGAUGACAAAAAUGUUUUAUUCCUCUCAUUAAAUCAUAGUAAAGUACUGCAGUGAUAUAAGUUUGUCCAGGAGAAUAACAUUUAUUUUAUUGCAUUUGAGCAGCAUUCUUAAGAUUCUUUGGCAUUUACCUUACCAGCCCCACCAAACUGCCGCGCCACAGUUGGAAGAAGAAUGAUAUCCGCUAUCGCUUAACGUGUCUGUUGAUAAAGACCCUUUUCAGAGCCAAAACCUUCCAACCCCACUAUUAUCCUCUAUGGUUCAAUUUAUCACCAACCAUAUGAUUUUAAAAAUGCAAGGCUCUGGUGGCUGUAUCCCAGAUGUAUGACAGGGGAACUCACAACAUGAAAUAAUGACUCCUUUAAAUAGGGCUGAGUAUG
This is a messenger RNA of Archocentrus centrarchus (flier cichlid), 3933 nucleotides long. It is a transcript of the gene avpr1aa, whose product is annotated as arginine vasopressin receptor 1Aa. Gene Ontology annotation, biological process: cellular response to hormone stimulus; regulation of systemic arterial blood pressure by vasopressin; G protein-coupled receptor signaling pathway. Gene Ontology annotation, cellular component: plasma membrane. The transcript has 2 exons. The record is from RefSeq and is a predicted model, not a curated record. NCBI's taxonomy places the organism in Eukaryota, Metazoa, Chordata, Actinopteri, Cichliformes, Cichlidae. Gene Ontology annotation, molecular function: peptide binding; vasopressin receptor activity. Bases 99 to 1331 code for a protein of 410 amino acids.